AUGAUCGAUGUCAGUAACAAGAUUAGCACGAAGCUAGCCGAAGUGGAAAGCCUUAUCCUUGAGCAGCGGAAGGAAGCGGCGAAACUGCUGAAAAUACUCACGCUGUACAGGCAGAACGAAUCUCCUGUCAGAGAAGGAUUGAAUGCUCACCCGGAUUUGAUCGUGGCUGACGGUCGUGAUCAUGCUGUAGAUAAUGAACCGAUUGCGAUUGUCGUUUUCGCCUGUAGCCGACCAGCUGCUAUCGACAAACAUGUUCAGGCGUUAUUAAGGUAUGAAUAUGUCGUUUUUAAGAGUGACUUUUGUAGGUGUUUCCAGAUUUGUAUGAUAUUUCGGUUAAUUUUGAUGUUUUUGUUCAACUAUUACCUUCUAGUUUUAUAAAC
Soboliphyme baturini is the source of this 380-nucleotide messenger RNA. The record is from the annotation of a GenBank genome assembly. Lineage: Eukaryota; Metazoa; Nematoda; Enoplea; Dioctophymatida; Soboliphymatidae.